Molecule: messenger RNA, 945 nt
Organism: Penicillium odoratum
Lineage: Eukaryota; Fungi; Ascomycota; Eurotiomycetes; Eurotiales; Aspergillaceae
Product: Dyp-type peroxidase
Exons: 1
Coding region: 1-945 (314 amino acids)
Cellular component (GO): cytosol
Molecular function (GO): peroxidase activity; heme binding
Source: RefSeq, a predicted model, not a curated record
AUGUCCACCCGAGUUCCAAUCGAACCCCAGCGCGUCGACGCACCAUUGACCUCCUCAGCAACCUUCCUCGUGGUAACAGCAACCAACAAACCUGACUCCCUCAACAACAUCCGCUCAACCCUCGCAGGCCUAGACGGCCUCGCCAAAAACGUCUCAAUCCGCGACCUAAACGGCCAAUUCGCCUGCACAGUAGGCAUAGGCAGCGCCAUCUGGGACAAACUAACCAACCUCCCCCGACCAAAAGAACUCCACCCCUUCAACCCGAUCAAAGGAUCCAAACACAUAGCCCCCUCCACACCGGGUGAUCUUCUCUUCCACAUCCGCGCUGAACGGCGAGAUCUAAGCUUUGAGUUCGAGCGCCAGUUAAUGGAUCAAUUGGGGGAUUCGGUGUCUGUUGUUGAUGACACGGUCGGAUUUCGCUACUUUGAUGUACGUGAUCUGCUCGGGUUCGUAGAUGGGACUGCCAAUCCUGUUGGUCCGGCUGUGCCGGACUCGGUGCUUAUUGCGGAAGAGGAUGCGUCGGCAAGUGGUGGGAGUUAUAUUGUUGUGCAGAAGUAUACACAUGAUCUUGAGGCUUGGAAGGGACUUUCGGUGGAGAUGCAGGAGAAGAUCAUUGGACGGACCAAGUUCGAUAAUGUGGAGUUGGAUGAUGCUGAGGAAGGACAGAGGUCUCACAAGACUCUUAAUACUAUUGAGGAUAAGGAAGGGAAUGAGCAUGAUAUUCUAAGGGAUAAUAUGCCCUUUGGGUCACCAGGAAAGGGGGAGUUUGGGACCUAUUUCAUUGGAUAUACAAGAAGGUUGUGGGUGAUUGAAAAGAUGUUGGAGAGAAUGUUUAUCGGUGAUCCUCCCGGUCUACAUGAUCGGAUUUUGGAUUUCUCAACUCCUUUGACUGGGACGACGUUCUUUGCACCGUCAGCUACUUUGUUGGCGACUUUGGACGACUAA